Bactrocera latifrons is the source of this 633-nucleotide messenger RNA. Its product is annotated as piggyBac transposable element-derived protein 2-like. Lineage: Eukaryota; Metazoa; Arthropoda; Insecta; Diptera; Tephritidae. The coding region runs from base 1 to 633 and encodes 210 amino acids. The record is from RefSeq and is a predicted model, not a curated record. The transcript has 2 exons. Gene Ontology annotation, molecular function: sequence-specific DNA binding.
AUGCUAAGRUUUAAAAGUGCUAAUAACUUUUUGGGGCUUGAAGAAGCCGUGGACGCUAUAAUGGAGGAGCAAGGUGACCAYGAAUAUGAUUUGAUUAUUUUGCCGCCCGAUCCUGAUGAGGUAACCGACGAAGAAGAAGAGGAAGAUGAUUUGCAGACGUCAAAAUUACCCAAAGAUAUUCCUGGGACGAUUGAGGUAAUGUAUCGCAAUGAGGAUUUUGGCGAGGUAUCUGAAUGGGAAGAGAGUGAUGAAGAGCCAUUGUGCAGCAAAAAAAGGCGUUAUAAUCAAUUUACCUCACAACCGAAGUGGAAAAAAUGCCCACCAUCUUACUCUUCUCGGUUAGCCAAUAAUGAAUGCUCAUCAAGAAAAGACUGCGUUAUUGAACAGCUAAGAAACCUCUCACCGGUAGAGAUUUUUGAAAAMAWUUUUGAUGAGRAGGUAUUGCACAUGAUCAAGCAUAAUACGGUUUUGUAUGCUGGCCAAAAUAAUAGGCAUGACUUUGAGUUAGACGAUGAUGACUUACGCAGAUUCUUAGGAAUCCUUAUACUAUCUGGAUAUCAUGAACUACCACGUGAGCGCCAAUAUUGGAAUUAUGAUGAAGAUCUUGGAGUUCCCGUUAUAUCCAAUUGGUAG